CACGCUGGCUCCCCCGCCUCCUCCCUCCUCUCCUCACCUCACCUCACCUCACCGUUCACGUUGCUAUCUUUACUCCCCCGGCCCAUUCGUUCGUUUCCCCACGCUGUGGCGCCCCAUUAAUAUAUAGCUCCACCAUCCUCCUGGCCUCCUCCAGCUCCAAGCUCCAAGAACGCAACAGCUCACUGUAGCCGAGCUCGUAGCCUCGACUAGAUAGCUUCUCUCUGUGUGCGCGCUCAAGCACGUACACAGGUACACUACACUUGCACCAAGCAUGUCUGCUGGCAGGUCAUCCAGGAGGGGCACCAGCUUCACGCUGCGGCAGCCGCCGGUGGUGGACAUCGGCUGCAACUGCCGCCGGCCGAAGCUGUUCUCCAUCUUCUCCUCCUCCUCGUCGUCCUUGUUCUGCGGCGGUGGCAAGCCCAAGUCCCCCAACGCCUCCUCCACGUCCACCACCACGGCGUUCACGGCCACCACCGCGGGCGGGUGCAGUGGCACCACGGCCACCUCCACCGACUCCUCCUUGUGGGGGCCCGCGUCGUUCAUCAACACCAACUCGCUGUACGAGGAGCCGGUGGCGGUGCCGCUGCAGGAGCGGGAGCAGGAGACGAGGCGGCGGCGGAGGCAGCAGCGCCGGCGCCGCAGGCGCGGGGCCGCGCGCCACGACGAUGAGGAGCAGUACGGGCGCGUGGCCAUGGAGAGCGUGCCUGUAGCGGUGGACUCGGCGGAGCCGUACGAGGACUUCCGCGAGUCCAUGGUGCAGAUGGUGGUGGAGAAGGAGAUCUACGCGUGGGACGACCUCAACGACCUCCUCCACCAGUUUCUCUCCCUCAACUCGCCGCGCCACCACCCGCUCAUCCUCCACGCCUUCGCCGACCUCUGGACUCGCAACGGCCUCUUCUGCCCGCCCUCCCCCUGCCAGUUCUAGGCGGCUCAUCAUCCACUGUCCAACGCUGUGCACGUACGCUUGCUUACUUGUUAACCACUAGCUAGUCUUUGUUUUACUACCAAUACUCAAUCAUUCUGCCAUGAACGGAGUACGCAGCUCAUCCGUGACUGGGAGGCUAUUAACGGAGGUCCCGGCCGGCGAGCUGCGUCUUGCAUGCGAAGGUCUUGAGCUUAAGCUGAGCCAAAAAAGGCUAUGCAUGCAUGGUUAAUUGCUGCUGUUUGUUGUAGUGUAUAACUAAUCUAUGUCAUGUCAUCUAUGUAGUACGUGCUAAAUGAUGUGUGCGUGUGGCGCCACCGUUGGGGUGCAAUGAUAUCUCGUGUUGCUCGGGUGUGAUCCUACUGUGCUGUACUGACACUGGAGCUUUAAUGCUGCUGCUUUUGCUGCGAUUCGUUUGCUCACUGUCCUGUGAUCCUGUCCCUCCAUA
Messenger RNA from Phragmites australis (common reed), 1370 nucleotides. Its product is annotated as transcription repressor OFP8-like. The transcript has a single exon. NCBI's taxonomy places the organism in Eukaryota, Viridiplantae, Streptophyta, Magnoliopsida, Poales, Poaceae. Bases 272 to 925 code for a protein of 217 amino acids. Gene Ontology annotation, biological process: negative regulation of DNA-templated transcription. The record is from RefSeq and is a predicted model, not a curated record.